GGAAAGUUUUCAACCAUGGGUAACAACAAUGAAGAGCCAAGCUCUGCUCCAGCGUCUGAUCGCUGGUACAACAUUACGCUUGGCUCCUCCUUCAGAGACCACCACUACAAUGGUCAAUCUCCCAAGUUCUGCACUUUACGUUAUGAAUUUAAACCAGCUUCUAUUGAUCGUAACCAACCUGGCUUACUCCACAAGAGCAAGGAUAACAGGGUUACGGUAGAAUUUCAAAACAAUCAGCAGGGAAAACUUAAGGUGAUUUUUGAGGGCGUUGGUGAAGAUUACAGGGAUAAGGACAACGAUGCAGUUUUAUUUUUUGAUGG
Pistacia vera is the source of this 320-nucleotide messenger RNA. RefSeq lists its product as uncharacterized. Gene Ontology annotation, biological process: regulation of transcription elongation by RNA polymerase II; positive regulation of DNA-templated transcription. The transcript is spliced from 2 exons. Gene Ontology annotation, cellular component: super elongation complex. The record is from RefSeq and is a predicted model, not a curated record. NCBI's taxonomy places the organism in Eukaryota, Viridiplantae, Streptophyta, Magnoliopsida, Sapindales, Anacardiaceae. Gene Ontology annotation, molecular function: transcription elongation factor activity. The annotation marks the transcript as partial.